AUGACAGAAGACACCAUUUUAGCAUUUGAUAUAACUUACUUAUACACCAUGAUUCCUCAAAAAGAAUCAAUUAUGGCACUGUGUCGAUUUCUAGCAAAAUGUGGAAAGUAUAAAAUCAAUAAUAUAUCCAUUGAUACUUUUGCAAAAUUAAGUACACACGUAUUAGACAAUGCCUAUUUCGCAUAUGAGAAUCGACUUUUUAAACAAAUAAAAGGAGGACCAAUGGGCGUUGCUAUCACUCAAAUAUUAGCUGGCGUUUAUAUGUUUGAAUGGGAAAAAGGUAUUCUGGCCCAACAAACAGCAGAAAAACAAUUGUAUGUACGGUUUAGAGAUGACAUCUUUUCAACCCCAAGAUUGAGCAUAUUAGAUCUCGGACAACACCUUAAAUCUUAUAAUGAGCAAGACCGCCAUAUAAAACUAACGUAUGAAAUUGGCAAAACUGUCAAUUAUCUUGAUGUGACUGUUCAAUGUCCAGUUGCAUGCACGACAGUUUAUCAUAAGCUAGAAGCUCCACCAUAUGAUAGUCCGCACAGUUUGGUGAAAAAAUACAAGGUUUUGAAGAAAGAAGAGGGUGUUCUCUUGAAAAGAUACCAAGUUCUGCUGAAAAAAUACUAG
Molecule: messenger RNA, 615 nt
Organism: Didymodactylos carnosus
Lineage: Eukaryota; Metazoa; Rotifera; Eurotatoria; Philodinida; Philodinidae
Source: the annotation of a GenBank genome assembly